Messenger RNA from Macrosiphum euphorbiae (potato aphid), 351 nucleotides. The record is from the annotation of a GenBank genome assembly. Lineage: Eukaryota; Metazoa; Arthropoda; Insecta; Hemiptera; Aphididae.
AUGGCUGAGAGAAUAUUGAAUGUUUCACAUUUUAUACAAAAAGAUCUUUUAAUUGACUUAAUAAACUCUAAAUCGAUUGGAAUGUUCAAGAGAUUUCAAAUUUCCACACAGUUUUUAACUAUUGAUCCGGCCAAUUGGAAUAAUCACGAGGACUACAUAAUAAGAAAAAACAUUAUAAACUCACUAAAAGUCGUGAAUGACACAGCUGAGAGGGGAGUCAAGCUUAUAGAAGAAUAUAACAAGAAAUUUACAAAAAAUGAAGAACAAAAACAACAUGUAUUACAGACUGUUCAAGAUUACCGGAAAAAAUAUCCGCAAAGUGACAGACAACCGCUGAAGAAACCAUUUUAG